Emiliania huxleyi CCMP1516 is the source of this 900-nucleotide messenger RNA. RefSeq lists its product as hypothetical. The transcript is spliced from 2 exons. The coding region runs from base 97 to 795 and encodes 232 amino acids. The record is from RefSeq and is a predicted model, not a curated record. NCBI's taxonomy places the organism in Eukaryota, Haptophyta, Isochrysidales, Noelaerhabdaceae.
GCAGCACCUCGGCCUCGACGAGCGACACGUCUGGGAGGACGCCGGCACAGCGCUAGCCCAUUCAACCCCGCCCUCCUCGUUUCGACACACAGACCUAUGCUCCUCGCCGGGAUGCUCCUUCCUCCCGCCACCGCCCUGGCGCUUUCAGCGCCCUCCGUGGUCCAGCAGCGCAAGCGCGCGCUGCUGUCGUCGGUCGCGACCCUCAAGCGCAGCCCGAGCGGUGCGGCGAGGGAUGCGGUCCUGGCGGCCGUCGCCGACCUCGAGGCGUGCAGCGUGACUAGCGCGCCGCCCGACGGCCGCUGGGCUCUGAUCUUCUCGACGCAGGCGGAGCUGCCCGACGCGUCACGGCCGCGCACCUCGAGCCCGGUGCAAGGGCUCAUCGACGCAACCUACGCGGCGUUUUUCAAGGUGGCGCCGGCGCUGGCGGGAGCGCAGCAGGAUGGCCGCAGCGGCGCCUCCAACGAGCAGGCCCUCUCGCUCGACACGGGCGUCGUCGAGAACCGCGUGCGCAUACCGCUGCCGUUCCUGCCCUCGAUCCUCGAGAUCCGCGUCGACGGCCGCGUGGCGGAGGCCGGGGCGGCGGAAACGGAGCCGCUGCUGGAUGUCACCUUCACCGAGUGCUCCUUCGCGCUGCAGCGCAGCGGCGCCCGCUCAAGCGGCGGUGCCUUGCGCAUCCCGCUCCCGUCCCCCGUGGGGACGCUCCGGACGACGCACUGUGAUGAUGAGGUGCGCGUCUCCAGGGGCGGUCGGGGCGGGGUGUUUGUGCUGAAGCGCUUGCGCGCGGCGGCUACGUGAUGGGCCCGCGUGUGGCGUCAUGGGGAGUAGAUACGCCUUUAGUGAUGGGCCCGCGUGUGGCGUCAUGGGGAGUAGAUAUGCCUUUUGAGAAGCGGGACCACAGCC